Molecule: messenger RNA, 1242 nt
Organism: Geodia barretti
Lineage: Eukaryota; Metazoa; Porifera; Demospongiae; Tetractinellida; Geodiidae
Source: the annotation of a GenBank genome assembly
AUGACCACAAACAACAGCCUCUCCCCCCAUGGCGGCGCCCUCGUGGAACGCGUCCGUCCCCUGACUGCAUCCACCGCUGCUUCGGUCGCCGGCCUGCCGACAAUCCCCAUUCGCGACCAGAUGGCCACUGAAUGCGUCAACAUCGCCUAUGGCUUCUUUUCACCCCUGACCGGAUUCAUGGGCAGCGCCGAUGUGGAAUCAGUAGCCGCUGCCAUGCGGCUCGGCAACGGCCUCGUCUGGCCCAUACCAAUCGUGCUGGACGUUCCCCACGACGAACUCCGCAGACUGGGCGUGCAGGUCGGGAAUACCGUGCUGCUCACUCACCAGGGCAAUCCGCUGGCCACGCUGGACGUUUCCGAGAUUUUUUCAUCCGAUCUGACCUCCCUGGCGCAGCGCGUUUACGGCACAGCAGACCCGGCUCAUCCCGGCGUGCAACGAACGCUGAACUACGCCGACCGUUUCGUAGCCGGCGACAUCACCCUGGUUUGCGAACCCGUCAUCAAUCCACCCUUCGACCGUUUCUGGCGCACUCCGCGCCAAUUGCGCUCUGAACUUGCCGAUGCGAACUGGCUCAGAGUGGUCGCUCACCAGACCCGCAACGUUCCCCACUCCGGUCACGAAUACCUGAUGAAGGGAGCCUUUAUGGAGGCCCGGGCCGAUGGCGUGCUGGUCAGCGCAGUUAUCGGCGAAAAGAAAGAGGGAGACUACAUCGAUGAAGCCAUCGUGCUAACGCACGAUCACCUGCGCGAAUGUGGCUUCUUCCGAGAUGACAUCCACCGCACCACCGCGCUGAUGUGGGACAUGCGCUAUGCCGGACCCAGGGAAGCUGUGUUCCACGCCCUGGUUCGCAAGAAUCUGGGGUGCACCCAUCACAUGUUUGGGCGAGAUCACGCCGGCGUGGGUGAAUACUACGGCCGUUAUGCUGCUCACGAGAUUUUCAGCGAACUCCCUGAUUUGGGAAUCCAGUCGGUGCUAACUCUGGAAUGGUGGUAUUGCCCGACGUGCGGCGGCGUGGCCUACGAGGGUAUCUGCGGGCACCCUGACACCAAGCAGGAUCUGGCCGGCCGCCUGAUUCGCAGCAUCAUCUCGGGAGGCACCGACCCAGCGCCCCAAACGCUGCGGGCCGAAACUCUUCAAGUCGUGCAGCGUUGCGCCCAACAGUACGGUUUCGGGUCGCCCUUCGUGACGGAGCAGUACCUGAGUCAACGAACUCCCGUAAUGACCAUCCCGGCGCCGCCAUAG